This is a messenger RNA of Rubroshorea leprosula, 1595 nucleotides long. The record is from the annotation of a GenBank genome assembly. NCBI's taxonomy places the organism in Eukaryota, Viridiplantae, Streptophyta, Magnoliopsida, Malvales, Dipterocarpaceae.
AGUACCAGAAAGUAUUGAACUUUUCAGUCCUUAGAGACGGCGACGACGACGACUGCAACGCCGCCGGCGAAGUCAAACUAUGAGUCAAGCUGAGAGUGAGAAGCACAAUUGAAGAUCAGAAGGCCCACGAAUUCAGCAGCGGAGAUAAGCUGAAUUUAAGGCAUCUCCAGAAGAUCAAAUGUUGGUCCAGGAUCGGGCAGUGCCAAAAUCACCGAAAUCGCCGAAAUCCCAUAUCAGAGCUCUCCCCACGCUGCACCGGAACCACCACCGUUUCUCCGAGGCCAAAAGCCUUGACUUUUCGACGUGGGUUUCUGAUAAUUUCUACAAAAUUGUUACAAUAUGUAUCCUGAUAUUCACUGUUGCAGCCGUCUUCUUCCUCUACAACUCCACCGACACAGCUUCUUUCCUCCGGCACCAGUCCAAGACGCAGCAAUCGCUUGAUUCUAUCUCUCUCCCUCAAAUCAAGUGGAAUUCGAUCGCAACCAUUAGUGAUAAGUUGUCUCCUUACGCCAAUUUUCGAUCAGAGCAAUGGAUUGUGGUGUCUGUGUCGGAUUAUCCGUCUGAUUUGUUGAAGAAGAUGGUCAAGAUUAGGGGGUGGCAGGUGUUGGCAAUUGGGAAUUCUAGGACGCCCAAGGAUUGGAGCUUGAAAGGUGCCAUUUUUUUGUCUUUAGAUGAGCAAGCUAAGUUGGGGUUCCGUGUUGUGGAUUACUUGCCGUAUGAUUCUUAUGUUAGGAAGAGUGUGGGUUAUUUGUUUGCUAUCCAACAUGGUGCAAAGAAGAUCUUUGAUUGUGAUGAUCGUGGGGAGGUGAUUGGUGAUGAUUUAGGGAAGCAUUUUGAUGUAGAAUUGGUGGGGGAGGGAGCUAGGCAGGAGUCUAUGUUGCAAUAUAGUCAUGAUAAUCCUAAUAGGACUGUAGUGAACCCAUAUAUCCAUUUUGGGCAAAGGUCAGUUUGGCCUAGGGGAUUGCCACUAGAGAAUGUAGGUGCAAUUGGGCAUUGUGAGGAGUUUUACACUGAGGUCUUUGGUGGCAAGCAAUAUAUACAAGGGAUUUCCAAUGGGUUACCUGAUGUUGAUUCUGUGUUUUAUUUUACCAAAAAGUCGGGUUUGGAAGCAUUUGAUGUUAGAUUUGAUGAGCAUGCACAAAAAGUGGCAUUGCCACGAGGGCUUUUGUGGGAGAUUAGUGGUUAUGUUGUUGUUUAUCCACCCACAAUCAUAGAAGAGGGUUUUUGGACCGAGAAGGAUCUCAAGUUCACUGCUGCUUGGCUUCACGACUUGCUUGCUGGCUGUCACCGAGGACUUGACGAAAUCGUCACUUUAGAGAAGCCAUCACCGGAGGCAACUACAUAAUCCCUUCGGCUCGACGGCGCAUGUGACUUGAACCUCCGCGCUUCUUCCUUAACUUCUCAAGAUUUGCUGCUAGUUUGUUCUCAGCUCCGACGGAGUGUUUGCUUCAUGCGCUUGAGAUCGCGCUAGAGCUGCUUGACAAGCACGAUGCCUCUGUGGACAUGGAUCCCUAUGGAUUUGCCACCUGCUUUAGGAUCGUCACCUUUUCAUUAUCGGAGCUCCAGUAGAGCUUUAAUCAACUCUUUUUCACCAC